Messenger RNA from Phytophthora nicotianae INRA-310, 1759 nucleotides. RefSeq lists its product as hypothetical. Gene Ontology annotation, cellular component: motile cilium; microtubule; Golgi apparatus. NCBI's taxonomy places the organism in Eukaryota, Oomycota, Peronosporomycetes, Peronosporales, Peronosporaceae. Gene Ontology annotation, biological process: cell motility. Gene Ontology annotation, molecular function: small GTPase binding; microtubule binding. The record is from RefSeq and is a predicted model, not a curated record. The transcript has 3 exons. The coding region runs from base 1 to 1572 and encodes 523 amino acids.
AUGGGGCCGAAGAAGGGUAAAGGCAAGAAGGAGAAGAAGGAGAAGAAGGGAAAAGGUGGCGCCAGUAAGAAAGGAGCGGCUGAAGUAAACGACGCCGAGCGAGAGAAUGAGGCUGAGCGGCUGGAGUUGAUAAAGCAGGCGAAGGCUCUGCUGGAGCUCACUCGAAAGGAGGAGCAGGCAUUCAACGAGUUCCAACAGCAGCGAGAGAAGAUCAACUACUUUUGGAUCGUGGAGAAGAAGAACUUUGAGGAUCGAAAGGCCGAACUGCGUAACAAAGAGCGAGAAAGACAGGAUCUGGAGGAGAAGCACCAGGUCGAGAUCAAGGUCUACAAGCAGCGUGUGAAGCAUUUGCUGUACGAACAUCAGAAUGAAAUCACGAAGCUCAAGAAAGAAAUGGAGCAAUCGUUGAAGCUGUCCCAAGACGAUUAUCGCGGUAACGAGCGUGAGUUGAAGACGGAUAAACGUCGGCUGAAGUUCGACUUGAAAGAGAUCGAGCUGUCACAUCAGGACUAUCUCAAGUCACUCAAACAGGAGCAAGAUCGACGUAUCACGAUAUUACGUCAAGAGUUCGAGCGACAUGCUAAGGAGCUUCAGCAGAAGUAUGAACGUAAACGCAAGGCCUUCCGCGACGACCUGGAAGCUCGUCGUAAGCAAGACACACAGAAGAUCGAAGAGCGGAAAAAUCUGCAUAUCGCGCAGCUCAUGACAGCUCACGAGAAAGCCUUUGGAGAGAUCAAGAACUAUUACAACGAUAUCACUCACAACAAUCUCGAUUUGAUAAAGUCACUUAAAGAAGAGGUGAGCGAGAUGAAGAAGAAAGAAGCACAAGACGAAAAGCUUAUGUUCGAGAUCUCCCAGGAGAACAAGCGCAUGUCGGAGCCUUUGAAGCGAGCUCUGCUGGACGUGGAGAAGCUUAGGAAGAAUAUCUGCGUGUACCAGGAAGAGAAGGUGGAGCUGCGUACCGCGAAGGCCCAGUUGUUGGUGCUUGAACAGGAAUACGCCACACUUUCGUGGGAGUUCGAAGUGCUGCAGCAGCGCGCAGCACAAGUAUCUCGAGAACUGGAGGAGCUCACGACCCAGUUCCACAGCAGCAUCUACGAUGUACAACAGAAGGCUGGUCUCAAGAACUUGCUACUCGAGAAAAAGAUGGGUGCGCUGACGCUUCAACUCGAACAAAAGGAUGCCGAGCUCAACGAGGUUCUGCUUCAUGCCAAGCUGGACCCAGCUAUAGUAGAUCGCGUUAAAGGCCGACUUGAGGACAUCAUGGCCAAUAAGGCUGAAGAUCUGCGUGAACUGGAAACGGAAAUGGCCCAAGUCACGAAGUUACAGCAGGAACUUGCCAUAGCCAUGCAGCUCAAGAUGAGCGAGUACGGCCUUCCGAUGGAUGAGCUGGGCUUCAUUCCCCAGACUCGAUCCACUGUCGGGUCCUCGAAGAACAGCAGCAAUAACCAGAGUUAUAGUGACGAGGUGGUUCCAUCGCCUAGUGCUUCGACCAAGGAGCAGCAGAUGGCACAGAAACGAGCGAAAGCUACUAUGGCCAAGUCUUUCACCGACCCAGCCAAAGCUCAGUAGAUCUCUUCUACCAGGCGAGUUAAACAACACGUACCAUACUCUUGAUUCAACUUUGAACAGACCUCCUCGGACCACACUGCUGUCAUCAAGGGUUAACCCAGUCGCGUAGGGAGUACCAGGUAGCACAGCUUGGCUACGCGUUCAUCUAAAUAGUCCAAUUUGAUCGCCAUGUCGCGCUCAAACCUCG